Messenger RNA from Dovyalis caffra, 1068 nucleotides. The record is from the annotation of a GenBank genome assembly. Lineage: Eukaryota; Viridiplantae; Streptophyta; Magnoliopsida; Malpighiales; Salicaceae.
AUGCCCACCAACGAAGGAUUCUCAGGUGUAUCCAAUUGCUAUGUGUUCAAGAGUCGAUUGCAGGAAUAUGCACAAAAAGCAGGCUUGCCUACUCCUGUGUAUGAGACAAUCAAAGAAGGUCCUUCUCAUGAGCCAUCCUUCAGGUCAACAGUGAUUGUGAAGGAUGUUAGAUAUGAUUCUUUACCUGGUUUUUUCAAUCGGAAGGCGGCAGAGCAAUCAGCUGCUGAGGUUGCUCUCGUGGAGUUGGCAAAAGCUGGUGAAAUUAAUGAAUCCACUUCUCAACCUGUUCAUGAAACAGGAUUAUGCAAGAAUCUCCUUCAGGAGUAUGCUCAAAAGAUGAAUUAUGCAAUUCCAUUAUAUGUGUGCCUAAAGGAUGAAACACCAGGUCGAGGACUCGUUUUUAAAUGUACUGUUGAGAUUGGGGGGAUUCGGUAUAUUGGAGCAUCAGCAAAAACCAAAAAAGAAGCAGAGAUCAAAGCUGCUAGAACUGCUUUAUUAGCCAUCCAAUCUAGUGGAUCUGAUAAACCAAGUGGUGACUCUCAAUUAAGGGUAAUUCCAUGUAGAAAGAGAGGAGUUGAGGCUGGUGUUCAAGAGGAGACGGCAAAUGUUCCCAAGCCUAAGAAGGCUCGAUUUAAAAAGAAAAUGUUAAAAAACAAAAACGCUGGGGACCAGAUUGACAAUGCUCAAAGUGAACGGACUGAAAACUUGGACACUAUGGAUGGUCAAUCAGGAUCAGAAUCAGAUAAAACUGAUGGAUCUGCCAUCCAAGGAGCAAAUUGCAAACCUCAAGCAAUGGGAACAACGAUGACUGUCCAAGCUGGGAAAUCAGACACCGACUUGAAUGAGAGAGAAACAUCCGAUAGUAAAGGUGCUUUGACUUCUCAUGAUGCUGUUAGUCCUAAAAGUGGACAGCCAGCAUCCCCAAUUUUUAAUCAAAGCAAUCAUGAGACUAGUGCUGAAAUUUCAGCGGAGUCUAAUGCAGGCACAGGUAAGGUUACUGGAAUUAUAGAGGUUGCUUCAAUGGCAAACAACUCUGUCCUCGCUCAGAUAGAGGCUUCAAAUGCUUAA